Messenger RNA from Entrophospora sp. SA101, 4713 nucleotides. NCBI's taxonomy places the organism in Eukaryota, Fungi, Glomeromycota, Glomeromycetes, Entrophosporales, Entrophosporaceae. The record is from the annotation of a GenBank genome assembly.
AUGAUUUCAAAACACGAAUCUGAUAUUGUAAAAGUAUCAAUUCUAAAUGAAGAAUCAAUAAUUAUAGGUUUUCAUUUGACAGAAUUAAUAUUUCAAGAUAUCAUCAAAUCUAUACCAUCUUCAACUUAUGUCAUUAUUACGGAUAAAAAUAUUGCAUCAAUUUAUCUCUCAGACUUAAUCACUAAUUUUGAGAACAUUGUAAACAAAUUAUUUUCUUCCUCCCCCUCCUCACCUAGAAUUUUAACGUAUGUAAUUCCACCAGGCGAACAAUCAAAAUCACGAAAGACAAAAGGCGAAAUUGAAGAUUAUUUAUUAUCAAAAGCAUGUACGCGUGACGCAUGUAUUAUUGCUUUAGGUGGUGGUGUGGUUGGUGAUUUGGUUGGGUAUGUUGCUGCAACUUUUAUGCGUGGCGUUCCAUUUGUUCAAGUACCUACAACUUUAUUGGCAAUGGUAGAUUCCUCAAUUGGUGGCAAAACUGCCAUAGAUACUCCUCAUGGUAAAAAUCUUAUUGGUGCUUUCUGGCAACCUAAAAAGAUUUUUGUUGAUUUGAAUUUCUUGACUACUUUGCCUGAAAGAGAAUUCAUAAAUGGGAUGGCUGAAGUUAUUAAACACGCAGCUAUUUGGAACAAUAAUGAAUUUGAAAAAUUGGAAAAUGGUGUUAAAAGUAUUCAUGAAGCUGUACUCAAUCCACCCAAAGAUGUUCCAUUUCAAGGAAAUACACUUGAAACAAGAACUCCUUCUCAAUCACUUCUUUUAUCAGUAAUUUUAGCUUCAAUAAAGGUAAAGGCUCAUGUAGUUACUCAUGAUGAAAGGGAAAGUGGACUUCGUGGUUUAUUGAAUUUUGGACAUACAAUAGGGCAUGCAAUUGAAACAAUUUUAGCUCCUGAUUUAUUACAUGGUGAAUGUGUUUCAAUCGGUAUGAUUAAAGAGGCUGAGAUUUCCAGAAACCUUGGAUAUCUUAAUCAAGUAGCUGUUGGUAGAUUAUCAAUAUGUUUACAAAAUUAUGGAUUACCAGUUUCUUUAGAUGACAAAAAAGUUAAACAACUAGUUGGAAAUAAGUAUUGUGAUGUGGAUAGAUUAUUGGAAAUUAUGAAAAUUGAUAAAAAAAAUCAAGGUGAUAAGAAACGUUUGGUUAUUCUUACUGCUAUUGGCAAAACUUUAGAAAAGAAGGCCACAGUAGUUUCAGAUUCAAUUAUUCACAAAAUUCUUUCACCUGCCAUCAGAGUUUUUCCUAAGUUUUCAACUAAUAAUUGCGCAAAUUCACCAACAUCAAUCCACAUAACAACACCAGGUUCAAAAUCUAUUUCUAAUCGUGCUUUAAUCUUAGCUGCACUUGGUGAAGGUACUUGUAGGCUUAGAGGUAUCCUAUACUCAGAUGAUACUCAAGUAAUGUUAAGUGGACUUCGAGCUUUAGGUGGUGCAAAAUUUGAAUGGGAGGAUGAUGGCAAUACCUUGGUUGUUAUAGGUGGUGGUGGUAAACUUACUGUUCCUGAUGAUGAAAUUUAUCUUGGAAAUGCUGGCACAGCAUCUAGAUUUUUGACAACUGUGUGUACAUUGGCAUCUGAUCAGUCUGUAACUGAAAAGAAACAAAAAACAAUUCUAACUGGUAACUCAAGAAUGAAACAAAGACCUAUUGGACCUCUUGUUGAUGCUCUUAGAAACAAUGGUUCACAGAUUGAUUAUCUUGAGAGUGAAGGAUGUCUUCCAAUAGCAAUCAUGCCUUUGAAAAAAAAAUUGUGUGGUGGUGGUAUAGAUUUGGCAGCAUCAAUCUCAUCUCAAUAUGUUUCAUCUAUUCUUAUGAGUGCACCAUAUGCCAGUGAACCAGUGACAUUGAGACUUACUGGUGGCCAAGUGAUUUCACAACCUUAUAUAGAUAUGACUAUUUCAAUGAUGGAAUCAUUUGGAGUCAAGGUUGAACGUCUAGAUUGUGACAUGUACAAGAUUCCAAAAGCUAGUUAUAAAAAUCCAGCUGAAUAUAUCAUUGAGUCUGACGCAAGUUCUGCCACUUAUCCUUUAGCUAUAGCUGCAGUCACUGGUACCAAAUGUAAUCUACCAAAUAUUGGAUCAUCAUCUCUCCAAGGUGAUGCAGCAUUUGCUGUUAAGGUACUUGGACAAAUGGGUUGUGAAGUCACACAGACUGAAACAAGCACUACAGUACAAGGACCUCCUAUUGGAUCACUUAAACCAUUACCCACUAUUGAUAUGGAAACAAUGACUGACGCAUUUCUUACUGCAUCUAUUGUAGCUUCAGUUGCUUGUAAUUCAAAUAAUAAUCAUGAAAAUAAAAAUAUUACAAGAAUCAUUGGAAUUGCUAAUCAAAGAGUUAAGGAAUGUGAUAGGAUUGCUGCAAUGGUUCACGAGUUGAGAAAAUUUGGUGUUGAUGCAUCUGAGUUGUCUGAUGGUAUACAAAUUCAUGGUGCCAAAAUAGAAUCACUUAAAGGUCCUGUUGAAGGUGUCAAAUGUUACGAUGACCAUCGUGUGGCAAUGAGUUUCAGUGUUUUAGGAUGUGUUGUACCUAAUGGAACACUUAUUCGUGAAAAGAAAUGUGUUGAAAAAACUUGGCCUAAUUGGUGGGAUGAUUUAGAAUCUAAAUUAGGAGUAAAACUUGUUGGUGUUGAUCUUGGACCAAAACAAGAUGAUAAUAAAACUACUACUGCUACUACCACCGCUAAUGAAAAAAAUAAAUCUAUUAUAUUAAUUGGAAUGAGAGGGGUAGGUAAAACAACGAUGGGUCAAUUUGCAGCAAAAAUGCUAAAUUAUAAAUUUUUAGAUGUUGAUCAAUAUUUUGAAUCAAAAUUGGGUUUAACAAUUUCUGAAUUGGUUGAAAAGGAAGGAUGGGAUGUUUUUCGUGAUAAAGAACAAGAAAUAUUCAAGGCACUAUUAAAAGAUUAUGCUACUGGAUAUGUCAUAUCAUGUGGUGGUGGAAUAGUGGUUCAUAUUUUUAGAGAUAUCCAAGAAGUUAUAAAAUAUUUAAAUAAAGAUGAGGCUAGACCACAAUAUGGGGAGGAAAUUAUUGAAGUUUGGAAAAGAAGAAAAAAUUGGUAUAAAGAAUGUUCAAACUAUGAAUUUCAUUCACUUAAAUACAAUGAUGAUAAUUGUGCUGCUGACAAGGAACUUGAUCGAUCUGAAUUAGUUAAAGCUAAAGUAGAUUUUACAAGAUUUUUAAAAUUUAUUACUGGACAAGAUACAAAUCAAGUUGAUUUGGAAAAGACCAAAAGAACUUUUUUUGUAUCAUUGACAUAUCCAGAUCUUCAACCAAAAUUACAAUAUAUAUCCACAAUAAUUCAUGGAGUUGAUGCAAUAGAAUUACGAGUGGAUUUACUUGAUGAAAAUUCCAACAACAAUAAUGAUAGUAGUAAUAGCAAUAAAUUUUCAAUUGAUUAUAUUUCAAAACAGUUAGCUUUAUUAAAAGGUUAUUCAAAAUUACCAAUUAUUUUUACAUUAAGAACACAAAGACAAGGAGGAAAGUUUUUUUCAGGUGAUGAAUUAAAAAUUUAUGAUAUUUUGGAGAGUGGUUUGAGAUGGGGAUGUGAGUAUUUGGAUUUGGAAAUUGGAUUAUCACAUAAUCUAAUUACAAAAUUGUUAAAAAGAAAAGGCAACACAAAGAUUAUAGCAUCAUGGCAUGACACAACUGGAAAUAUGAAAUGGGAUGGAGAAGAAAUUUGUGGAUAUUAUAGAAAAGCUAAUGAGCAUGGUGAUAUUAUUAAAUUGAUUGGUAAAGCAAGAUCUAUAAAAGAUAACUUUGAUUUACAAUCAUUUUUAGAGUCUGUUUCGUCAACAUCAUCAACAACAAAAAAAAAACACAUUAUAGCAAUUAAUAUGGGAUCAGAGGGACAACUUUCGAGAAUCUUGAAUCAAACAUUUACACCUGUAACACAUGAUUUAUUGCCAUCAAAAGCUGCUCCAGGUCAAUUAUCAAUCAAACAGAUUCAUCAAGGACUUAAUUUGAUUGGUUUGUUACCUAAAAAAAAAUUUUAUCUUUUUGGAGCACCAAUUUCCCAUUCACUCUCACCAACAAUUCAUAAUACAGGAUUUGAAACUUUGGGAUUUCCUUAUCAUUAUGAAUUAUUUGAGUCAGAAGACGUUAAAGAUGUUAAACCCAUUAUUUUUGAGAGUGAGGAAUUUGGAGGAGGUUCAGUAACUAUACCUCAUAAAACCAGUGAUAAUACAGAUUGGUUAGGAAUUUUAAAUUCUAUUAAGUUAUAUAUUGAUACUCCAAUCAAUAACAACAGAAAUAUAUCAGGACUAGUUGUUGGUGCUGGAGGGACUUCAAGAGCAGCUAUUUAUGCAUUACAUAAAUUAGGUGCAACUAAAAUCUAUUUAUAUAAUAGAACUCCCGAAAAAGUCAAAGAACUAAUUAAACAAUUUCCAACAAAUUUUGGACUUCAUCAAUUAAAUUCAUUGACUGCAUCAUCACUUCCUUCUCCAUCACCUAAAAUCAUUAUUUCAACGAUACCAGGUACAACAAAUUUUGAAUAUCCAGAUGAAAUUUUUAAAUUCCAUGAUGAUAAUGGUAAAGGCGUGAUAGUUGAGAUGGCAUAUAAACCACAUAAAACCAAUUUAAUAAUUAAAGGUGAAAAAUAUGGAUGGAAUUGCGUUGAAGGUAUACAAGUUUUGAUUGAACAAGGUUUAUAUCAAUUUGAAAGAUGGACUGGUAGAAAAGCACCUAAAGAUCAAAUUAUGAAAACAGUCAUGGAAAAAUAUUAUUUGUAA